AUGGGUGCCAUGUUUCCUUCGGAGGACAAGUAUGGUCCACGGUUGAGCAUGUCCUUAUGUCACUAUUCCUCAGAAGAUCUAGACCACCCUGCAAGCGCUUUGCGCUAUCAUACGCGAAGCACUCUUGGAUGGCAGUCAAAAAAAGAGUGUCCCUAUCCUCAAGAGUUAGGUUUUUCUUUCGAAGGUGAAGUGGAGUUGCGUUUUAUUCGAAUACUAGUACACGAAUGCAAAAUUCCUUCACGUAUUGAAGUAUUCGUUUCAGGGGCUACAGAAGAAGAAAUAGAAUCUGGUAAAGUCAGGUCAUAUGAAUCAAGUACAUUUCAUCGCUUGGGAUAUGUUCAACUUUCUACAAAUGAGGAAAACAAAUAUGCAGCUCGUGAGCUGAAGACCAUUAAUGUUAGUCGAAGGUGUGUUUAUGUUAAACUCCUUAUAUCAAGGCCUCAUCGGUGUGACUACAACGUUUUUCAUCAAGUGGGUAUUAUAGCGAUGACAAGUCAUGGUGUACUUUUGCGUACACUUCAGAAUAGGUUAACAAAAGAAAUUUGUCUUGUGGGUGAGGUAGUAGAGGUACCAUUGGAUGAAAUGUCUCCGCCAUCCCUGGAUGAUUUAGAAUAUAAAAAUCUAGAAGAAAAUGGUCGUGAAAUUGAUGUUCCGACCUCUCGUCGUAUUACAGAAGUUAUGCUUAUGAAAGAUCGGGCAGUAGCUGUAGAAGAUUAUGAUCUUGCAGCUUCUUUGAAGACGUUUUUGGUUUUCCUUGAGGAAUCUGGUAAGAAACUUUAUCAAUUAGAAAAACAAAAAUCUGAUGCCGUAAAAAAGGAAGAUUAUGCUUUAGCCAAACAGAUAAAGCGUGAGAUAGAUGGUUUGCGGGAGAAGGCUUAUAGAAUUCCUGAAACUUUAUUAAAACAAAAUGAAAAGAUUGCUCCUUUAAAUAGUAGUAAUCAAUACCCCUCCUUGCAAGAAGAAGAGUUAACUCAAGAGCAGCCGAAUCAUAUUGAGAAACCAAUCAAGUCUCAGGCCUCUCCAAUAAUAACUGAUGCCAGUUCACCAAAAUUUUUUGAUGAAACCCCAGUUUGUGGUAAUGGGAAAUACAACUUUGACUCCUCAGAAAUAGUAACACGUAUAGAAGAAAAUGAUGUUAAAGGUAAUAAUGGUGGUGUCAAUAUUCCUCUGGAACUUAUGGAGGGAAAACCAGAAUGGGAAAAAACGAUCAAUUCUACUAUAUUGCGACUUUCUGGUGAACAACAACCUGCAUCACCUUUGAAAGGUGAGGUGCUUACCGAAGCUAGAAGUUCUGAAAAAGUUUUUGGAACGUACUGUUCUGCAUGUUUGUUUGGAAAAAAAGGACAACUUCGUGAAGUUGCUAUUAGAGCUAUUGUAUCUCCUGAAGGGUUUGCCGCCCUUUCUUCGCACUCUCCUAUUGUGGUUGAAACUCUUUUAUUGUAUAUGGCACUCCCAUCUCGUGGUAUUGCUGAUUCGGUUGCACAAGUUGUAUUGUCCUCUUGUGAAGCUCUUUUAGCUAUUUUAACAGGUAAGUUAAAGGAUGCUCCACUAGCAUCUUCCCUAAUACCACAAUUGAGUUCUCUUCUUCCUGAAUUGGUGAAUCGUUCAGGUGACAACAACAACCGUGUUCGUGAUACAGCUGAAUCUGUUAUUAUGGGAAUUUCUGAAAUUGCCCUUGAGGCUGUUAUUUCAGCCCUUCUAGUGGACCCUGACAAGGUGAAAAAACGACCAGUUUCGUACAAAAUUCAUCUUGCACGUCUCAACAUACUUAGUUCCCUUAUAGAUCGUUAUUAUGUUAAUGGUAGUGAAUCUAUCUCUAAUCGUGUAGAUGACAUUCUCUCAAAAGUAGUUUUGAAUUCUUUACAGCAUUCUAAUGGUGAGGUGCGGGAGGCUGCAAAUCAUCUAUUUGCCAAAAUUCUUAUUUUAGAGCCAAAACGUGCGGCAACGUAUUUAGAAGGGUUAAAAUCUUCUCAAGUGAGUGCUAUAAAAGAGCAUGUAAUCUCUUUAAAGGCAACUAAUCCCACAAGAAAAUAUUCUACCGGAACGGAGUCUAGAGUUACUACCUCUUCUGAAAUUGCCCCAGAUACAAGCGAAAAUAAUUCCACUAGAGAUUUACCUAAUCAUAUUUCUGAGAAAGAAGGUAACCAUCAUACGAUGAAAAGAUGUCAAUUCUGUGGUGAAUGUGAUGAAACUUUUACAGAGGCUGGACUAGAUAUUCAUUAUAUUCGUGCAUGUCCAAUGCUUUGUCCAUGUCCAUUGUGUGAUCAGGUGACAGAAAUUGCCACUCUGCAGCCACAUCUUACUUCUGAAUGUGAAAACCGACACUUAGUACGUGAAUGUCCCAGGUGUAAAGAAGCAGUACGGGUAGAAGACUUUAAGAAACACCUUGAUGCAAUGUCCUGUAUUAAGGCCGUACCAACUCAUAGUGUAUGUCCUUUAUGUCAUGCACGAUUUCAGACUGGAUCUGCUGGUUGGUUGGCACAUUUAGCAUCUCCGCCAGGGUGCCCAAACAAUCCGAGAAAGUAUGAUGGUACUGGUCCCAUAGCGGAGUAG
Trypanosoma theileri is the source of this 2553-nucleotide messenger RNA. RefSeq lists its product as uncharacterized. The record is from RefSeq and is a predicted model, not a curated record. Bases 1 to 2553 code for a protein of 850 amino acids. Lineage: Eukaryota; Euglenozoa; Kinetoplastea; Trypanosomatida; Trypanosomatidae. The transcript has a single exon. Gene Ontology annotation, cellular component: cilium.